ACAUUCCCUUACACGUGUGUGUGUGUGUGUAAGAGUGAAAUUCAUUCAAUCCGAAUUUAAUAUUACCAUUCGAAAAUAUAACUUGUUACCCAUUGUAUUAAACAAGCGCCGCGUCGUCGGGCGUUAUCUAAAUGCGUGGUUUUAAUAUGAUUAAAAAUAUGUGACGGCAGCAAUCGCAGCAGCAGCAGCAGCAGCAGCAACUAGUUUAGUGUGAGUGAGCGAGAGGGGAAGAGGGAGACCCAGUUGGAGCUACAAUUUAAAGAGCAUUAAAAUGAUAAAUUUGAGAGCAACAACAAAAACUGGCCAGUGCAAGCAACAACAGCAGCAACAAAAACAAUCAAACAUGAUUUUAUGAUUAAGCCAAAAAUCAAAAAAAAAAAAAAAACAAACAGAACGUAUAUAACGAUAACCCACAAAAUCAGAAGGAAAAGCUGCAACAUACGCGGCAAAAAGAAUAUAAGUUCUCCUACAAUAUUUACCAGACAAUAGAGUCUGCAAUGGCAGACGAUUCUUCUACUGGCCAAGGCUUGGCCAAAACAGCCUCCUCACCCACCGCCCUUAAUCUGAUAACCACCAAACGCACCACGCCCACCUUAGCGACACUGAGGCAUAGCCAACUCUCGGAUAGUGGAGCUGAAAGCUGUUACGAUGGGGACGAACAGUCGAACCUCAUACGAACCCCAUCCUCACGCACCCACAAGUUCAUCAUUAUACCAGCCACGCCUGGUUCGCCUCCCUCGCCGAUAGUUGGACCACAGCCUUUUCGUCAGGCAAACUCUACCACAUCAUUGACUGCCAUGGCAGCAGCCAUGCACAAGCCAGUCAAGACCAGGCAAACGCCGGUAAAGUCACGCCCCAACUCGGAGGUCAUACAGCCAGGUGGUCAGACAACGUCAGCCACAAUGGGAGCAGCUGCAUCCACCUCAACUGUAACCUUUACCAUUGAUGAUUGUGAGGGAGGUCAACCGAUUGCCAACUAUACGCCCAUGAUAACCACCACGCCUGUCACGUUAACCUGCACCACCACAACCACCAUGGCCGGUGAUAGUGUGGCUGUUUCGUCACUCAGCAUGGAUUUGCGUUCACGUUUAGGCGGUAGCCACAGUCACAGUGGCAGCAUGCGUUCCGUGAUUUCAGGCUAUCUGCCUGGUCUAAAUGAUAGUCGAGGGAAUCUCAUGGCUGGUGGUGGUGGAGCUGUUACCGCAGCUUCUAGCAGUUUGCAUCCUACCCAUAAUCCGCUUUAUAUGCAACCGCAAGUUGCCUCGCUAAGCGGCAGUUCCUAUCAGUUUCAUGAUCAGAUCUACUCGGAUGUGACAUCAGUGCGUUCAUUGGCAUCAAUUGGCAUUGGCUCCACGGACGGACGGAAAUUGGUGAUACGUCGAGUACCCACCACGGCCAACGAGUUAUUUGACAUGGUCAAUCCUCAAACCCCACCGCCACUGGGCAUCGAUGAUGAUGACAGUUAUUUGGAUAUGUCCGAUGAGACGGCUAAUUUGAAACCACGCCAACAACAUUGGGCCAAUAAAAUGCAAUUCGUUUUGGCCUGCAUUGGCUAUUCCGUUGGCUUGGGCAAUGUCUGGAGAUUUCCCUAUAUGUGCUAUAAAUCGGGCGGUGGUGUUUUUCUAGUACCUUAUUGCAUAAUACUAUUCAUCUGUAGCAUUCCCCUGCUAUUUAUGGAACUAUCUGUUGGACAAUAUACUGGUCGUGGACCCAUUGGGGCAUUGGGCCAAUUGUGCCCUCUAUUUAAAGGAGCUGGACUGGCCAGUGUGGUUGUUUCGUUUCUCAUGUCCACCUACUAUAGCGUUAUUAUAGGUUAUUCAAUUUACUACUUUUUCACAUCAUUUAAAACGGAAAUGCCCUGGGUUGAUUGUAACAACAGAUGGAAUACGCCGGACUGUUGGGUGCCACAGCGUAAAGGAAUAAAUGCCACUGCCCCGGACACAUCACGAACACCUUCCGAAGAGUUUUUCGAAAACAAAGUCCUACAAAUUAGCAGUGGUCUGGAGUAUCCGGGCAUGAUGCGUUGGGAGUUGUUUGCUUGCCUAAUUUGCGCCUGGCUAAUGGUUUAUUUUGCCACGUGGAAAUCAAUUAAAUCAUCGGCCAAGGUGCGUUAUUUUACAGCGACAUUUCCGUUUGUAUUAAUCAUCAUAUUGAUGGGACGAGCCGUUACGCUCGAUGGUGCCGCUGAGGGAUUACGUUUCUUCUUUCGUCCCAAAUGGUCGGAGCUAAAGAACGCCAAUGUCUGGAUUAAUGCUGCCUCUCAGAAUUUCAAUUCAUUGGGCAUAACAUUCGGAUCGAUGAUCUCGUUUGCCAGCUACAAUAAGUAUAAUAAUAACAUACUAAGAGACACUGUGGCCGUUAGUAUGGUUAAUAUGUUAACUAGCCUGCUAGUCGGUAUAUUUGCCUUCUCCACAUUGGGUAAUUUAGCACUGGAGCAGAAUACAAAUGUGGGCGAUGUAAUUGGCGAUGGACCUGGCAUGAUAUUUGUGGUAUAUCCACAGGCAAUGGCCAAAAUGCCAUAUGCCCAACUCUGGGCUGUGAUGUUCUUCUUUAUGCUCCUGUGUUUGGGUCUGAAUUCACAGUUUGCCAUAGUUGAGGUGGUGGUCACUUCCAUACAAGAUGGUUUCCCGCGUUGGAUCAAGCGACAUUUGGGCUAUCAUGAGAUUGUGGUGCUCUUUGUAUGUGUCAUAUCAUGCCUAUUUGGUAUGCCAAAUAUUAUACAAGGUGGCAUCUAUUAUUUCCAACUGAUGGAUCAUUAUGCUGCCUCGGUGACAAUAAUGUUCUUGGCCUUUUGCCAAAUGAUUGCCAUUGCCUGGUUCUAUGGCACUGGAAGAUUAUCGAAGAAUGUUAAACAAAUGACUGGCAAGGCGCCUUCGUUGUACUUGAAAUCCUGUUGGUUGGUUCUGGGACCCUGUUUGCUUUUCGCAAUUUGGGUACUCAGUUUGAUCAAUUAUAAGGAACCCACCUACCACAAUGGACGUUAUACCUAUCCAGAUUGGGCGUAUGGCAUUGGCUGGAUGUUUGCCUCCUUUUCGCUAAUCUGUAUACCAGGUUAUGCGGUAAUUAAUUUCCUUAGAACUGAUGGCAAUAAUUUCUGGGAGCGUAUUAGGAAUACUUUGCGACCAAACAUCUAUGAAUGUAAGAUCUGUGGAGAACAUCAUUGUGAACACGAUUUUCCGGAACAGGAACAAUUCAUGUUGGCCCAGGAAUUGGCAACAGUUUAUAAGCCAACUACAACCACUAGCCAUAUGUUACAUUUGGGACAGAAAUCCGGUUAUAAUCCUAUGCAAGCAUCCACUGCAAUGGAAUACACCAAGUCGGCAGAUCCAGGUACAACAACAACAUCAGCGACAGAUCAGCAUAAUGGCAAAUAAACAAAAUAACGAAACGAUUUGAUUUCCAUUUUAAGUGUUAGCCCUAUUUCUCAGAGUAUUCCUUUAAAAUAAUUUUGUUU
Messenger RNA from Drosophila willistoni, 3454 nucleotides. RefSeq names its product sodium- and chloride-dependent GABA transporter ine (gene ine). Lineage: Eukaryota; Metazoa; Arthropoda; Insecta; Diptera; Drosophilidae. The transcript has 9 exons. Gene Ontology annotation, biological process: neurotransmitter transport; sodium ion transmembrane transport; glial cell growth. The coding region runs from base 498 to 3374 and encodes 958 amino acids. The record is from RefSeq and is a predicted model, not a curated record. Gene Ontology annotation, cellular component: membrane. Gene Ontology annotation, molecular function: osmosensor activity; neurotransmitter:sodium symporter activity.